AUGGCACAACGACAAGAACCACAGAAGCUCCCUACUGAGAAGGUGCAGCCCCCAGAGGUCAAGGAUCUAGACUCAAUUGAUAGAAAUGAGGUCGAUUAUUCCAACGAGUCGCAAUAUGACUUUGAUUCCGCCGAGUUCAAGAAUAUCCCUGAGUUAGUGCGGACUGUUGUUGGCUUCGAAGACAACCCAUCACUUCCAGUCUUGACUUUCCGCUCAAUUCUUCUAUCAGUGAUAUUCUGCGCAAUCGGUAGUGUUGUUUCUCAAUUGUCCUACUUUCGAACAAGUUACGCUCCAUUCCCAGUAUUCUUUGUAAUUCUGGCGUCUGACCCUCUCGGUCGUUUCCUCGCACGUAUCCUACCUGCCUAUAGGGUGUCAUUGGGAAUAUUUUCAUUCUCUUUGAACCCGGGUCCUUGGUCAACUAAGGAGCACGCAAUUGUUGGUAUUGCUGCCAAUGCUGGAAGUCAAGGUCAAUGGGCUACUUUUCUGCCCACGAACGCUGCCUUGUACUAUGGCAUCACCAUGAACCCGGCAGUCGCCUUAUUCUUUGGCUGGGGUUGUUCCUUGCUCGGUUUUGCAUUCGCUGCAAUGGUUCGGAAAAUUCUGAUAGAUGACCCCGAAUUCAUAUUUCCUCUGUCCUUACAACAGGUGACACUCUACCGAAGUAUGGAUACCAAAAACAGAUACGACCAGAAAAGAGCGCGGGAUCAGAUGUUUUGGAUAAUACUCCUGGCUACGUUUGUUUGGCAGUUCCUACCAGAAUACCUUUUUCCCUUUGUGGCAUCUCUGGCUCCGUUAUGCUGGUUUGCUAGUCGCAGCCACACUGUCAACUUUAUCGGAGCAGGCCGUGGUGGUAUGGGAUUGUUAAACAUAACCCUUAAUUGGUCCAAUAUCACUUCGUUAGUUAUCACGUAUCCCUACAGUGUGCAAGUGAUUAUCUUCCUGGCAUUCGUUUUGACGUGUUGGAUCCUAAUUCCUAUUGCGUAUUUUGGGAACCUUUGGGGGUCGCCGACUUACAAUAUCAUGUCUAACGGUGUAUUCCUGAAGAACGGGUCAGACUAUCCGUUCAACGAUCUAAUCUACCUCGAUCCGAAUGGCAUGCAGCAUUUUAACGAGACAAAAUAUGAUGAAGUAGGCCUUGCCUACUCGGGAGCUCAAUAUACGUGGCAGAUGUUCAUGUGGGUGGCCUCGUAUAUGUCUUCCUAUGUUUGGUGCGGUCUGUUUCUAGGCCCCAAAAUCCACAAAAUAUGGAAAGCUAGAAAGCAAUCAGGAUCUUAUCAUCAGGAUAGAUUGAGCCGAAUUAUCCAACGGUAUCCUGGUAUCACGAAAUGGGAGUGGGUUGCGCUUACUCUGGUACCAAUCCUAAUGCUUCUUGGUAUCGCUGUUUCCAAGACAAUCUACAUGCCUAUCUGGACGUACUUUAUAGCAUUGGGUUUUGGUGCAGCGGCAAUGUUACCGAUGAGCUUUGUAUAUGCUAUGUCGGGCUUCUCCAUCAAGGUCGGCUACUUCAACGAGCUUCUUUAUGGAUAUAUGAUUGACGUGAAGGGUUCAUCACGACAUCCUUUGGGCCAGCUUGCUUAUCGAAUUAUCUCCGGAAAUGUGUGGUACGAUGCUCGUACAGUUCUAGAAGAUCAAAAGGUUGGCCAUUACCUUCACCUACCUCCCCGACAAGUUAUCGGAAUCCAAAUUAUAGCCAACAUGUUUGCGCUACCCAUAAACUACGGCGUUAUGCGCUGGGUCAUCGCCACCAAGUUCGACUACGUCAGCGGCAGGGAGACAGACCCCCUCGGCCAGUGGACCGGUCAAGAAUUCCAAUCGUACAACACAGCUGGCAUCCAGUAUGCUCUUGUUGGCCCGCGGAGGCUCUUCGCUUCGGACUUUUUUAGACCCAUCCUCUGGGGCUUCCUUGCAGGCGCGCUUGCCCCCUGUGUAAUGUGGGUGUUGCAUAAGAAAUUCCCUCGCGCUCGUUUCGAUCUGUGGAAUACGACUAUAUUCUUCGCAUCGGCAGCAGUCUUCUACGGUAACCUUAGCACUGGGCCUUUUACGACAUUCCUCGUCGGUACUUUCACCAACUUCUUUCUCUAUCGAUAUAGGAGGGUAUUCUGGAAUAAGUGGGCUUAUAUCAGUGGUGCAGCGUUGGAUACUGGAUUCAACGCGAAUCUAUUGUUUAUCUUUGUCUUCUUGGGGACAACUGGUACCAAGAUGGUUCAUUGGUGGGGUAACAACGCUGAUAGUAUUGAGAGAUGCUUUGCGUUAUAG
Molecule: messenger RNA, 2256 nt
Organism: Aspergillus ruber CBS 135680
Lineage: Eukaryota; Fungi; Ascomycota; Eurotiomycetes; Eurotiales; Aspergillaceae
Product: OPT family oligopeptide transporter
Exons: 13
Coding region: 1-2256 (751 amino acids)
Biological process (GO): transmembrane transport
Molecular function (GO): oligopeptide transmembrane transporter activity
Source: RefSeq, a predicted model, not a curated record